AUGGAGCUGCAGGAGCCCGGUGCCAAGCAGCUGCCGAUGUACCCGGCUUUCAUCACCUCCGUGGUGAUGCCAGAAGCACCAGCGGCAGUUCAGGGGGACCUCGGCCUGGUGCCCGCUCUGGCCCGCUCCGAUGUGGAGGAGCUGAACCUAGAUCGGUGCCGGGACGUCCCUGCCGCCGUGUGGCAGCAGCUCGGCCAGGCUCAGGGUGAGGCGUUCCAGAAGCUCAGGUGCUUCGACAAAUUUUCCAAGGGCGGCGAGGGCGCCGCCGCGCUGCUGUUGGCCUUGAAGCAGAGCACCGGAGACCCGGCUCUCGGCCAGGAGCUGGGCAUGGAGGGGUGCUACAAAGUCCCGGCCGCGGCCUGGCAGCUCCUGGCAACCGCCCGCUGGGAGCAGCUCCGGAAGGCGGAUUUCUCUGAGUGCUUCGAUGAAGACUGCAAGGAGCCCGAGGGCGCCGCCGGGCUGCUCUCGGCCUUGGCACGCUGCCGGCAGCUGCAGGACGCGUCAGCGCGCGAGUUCGAUUCUGUUUGCAGUUCCGAAUCUUCUGAGGGAGCGGAGGCCGUGCAGAGGCAAGCGAACUUGAUGUUGGCGGGUGAAGCUUGA
Symbiodinium necroappetens is the source of this 600-nucleotide messenger RNA. NCBI's taxonomy places the organism in Eukaryota, Dinophyceae, Suessiales, Symbiodiniaceae. The record is from the annotation of a GenBank genome assembly.